Molecule: messenger RNA, 1638 nt
Organism: Schistocerca americana (American grasshopper)
Lineage: Eukaryota; Metazoa; Arthropoda; Insecta; Orthoptera; Acrididae
Product: loricrin-like
Exons: 4
Coding region: 1-1638 (545 amino acids)
Biological process (GO): positive regulation of transcription by RNA polymerase II
Cellular component (GO): RNA polymerase II transcription regulator complex
Molecular function (GO): transcription coactivator activity
Source: RefSeq, a predicted model, not a curated record
AUGUGCGCCGCCCGACACUUUCUCCGGCCGCUAUAUAAGCGCGCGGCGCGGGGCUCUCGGCAGUCGGUGAGCAACCGCGCCACACCAGCAGCAGCUGCACAGCACCAGCCAGAGCAGAAAAGCGUUCUCCUGCUCACAAACAUGGCCGCGCCGCGCACGACGCUGCUGGCCUUGUGCUGCCUUCUGGCGUCGUCCGCUGAAGUCUUCGGGUACGGCAGCAGACGCCUCGUACGCAGAGAUGCGCCACUGACGAGCUACGGAGCACCUUCCCGGCCGUCUUCCAUGUACGGAGCUCCUUCUGCAGGUGGUGGCGGCGGCGGCGGCGGCGGCUUCGGCGGAGGUGGCGGUGGUUUUUUUGGUGGAGGAGGCGGGAAACCGUCGAGCAGCUAUGGAGCACCCGCCGGGCCUUCCCGGCCAUCCAGCAUGUACGGUGCACCAUCAUUUGGAGGAGGAGGAGGAGGAGGCUUUGGCAACGGUGGUGGACGCGGGAAAAGCCACGGGGGAUUCGGCGGUGGAGGCGGAGGCGGAGGUGGAGGCGGAAAGUCUCGCCCGUCGAGCAGCUACGGUGCUCCGUCUUCUGGCGGCGGUUCCUUCGGCGGCGGAUCCUUUGGAGGUGGAUCUUUCGGAGGUGGUUCUUUUGGCGGUGGAUCGAUAGCUUCAGCUCCCUCAUCUAGCUAUGGUGCACCCUCGUCAGGUGGUGGCUCUUUCGGGGGCGGAUCCUUUGGUGGUGGCGGUGGAUCAUUCGGCGGUGGGAGCGGCGGCGGAUUUGCUUCUGCGCCAUCGUCUAGCUAUGGAGCACCAUCAUCGGGAGGUGGAUCAUUUGGCGGGGGUGGAGGAGGAGGUAGCCUAUCAUCCAGCUAUGGAGCACCCUCAGCUGGUGGCGGAUCUUUUGGGGGUGGAUCUUUCGGAGGUGGAUCUUUCGGAGGCGGUGGAGGAGGAGGCAGCCUAUCAUCCAGCUAUGGAGCACCCUCAGCUGGUGGCGGAUCAUUCGGCGGCGGUGGGUCUUUUGGAGGCGGCGGUGCAUCCUUUGGAUCGUCGCUAUCGUCUAGCUACGGUGCUCCUGCCAAGACCCCGUCAUCAAGCUAUGGAGCUCCUUCAUCUGGAGGUGGAUCAUUUGGCGGCGGUGGUGGAUCGUUUGGCGGAGGCGGUGGAUCAUUUGGCGGUGGUAGUUUUGGAUCUGCUCCAUCAUCCAGUUAUGGUGCACCAUCCUUGGGCUCAAGUUCAUCAUCUUCCAGUUUCUCGUCGUCAUUCUCUAGCAGUGGUGGCGGCGGCGGCCUUUCUUCUAGUUAUGGUGCACCUUCCUUUGGCAGUGGAGGUGGAGGCGCUGGUGGGUACAGUGGUGGUGGAGGAGGGUACAGCGGAGGUAAUGGAGGUGGCGGCGGGUACAGCAGCGGUGGUGGUGGAGGACUUGGAGGUGGAGGCGGAGGAUACAGCAACGGAGGAGGUGGAGGAUACAGCAGUGGUGGCGGCGGAGGAUACAGCAGUGGUGGCGGUGGAGGAUACAGCAAUGGAGGUGGCGGAGGAUACAGUGGAGGUGGCGGCGGAGGUUACAGCGGAGGCGGCGGUGGAGGCGGACACGGUGGAGGAAGUGGAGGUGGAGGCCAGGCGUAUGCCAGCAAUGGAGGAUAUGUCUACUAG